Molecule: messenger RNA, 4064 nt
Organism: Miniopterus natalensis
Lineage: Eukaryota; Metazoa; Chordata; Mammalia; Chiroptera; Miniopteridae
Source: RefSeq, a predicted model, not a curated record
GGAUCGAGCCUGAAACCUGGGCACAUGCGCUGAUCAGGAAUCGAACCACGAUCUCCUGGAUCGUAUAGGUCGAUACGCGACCGGUGAGCCAUGCUGGUCUGGCAAAGGUACUGUUUUUUUAAUCACCAUUUUAUAGAUGUUGAAGUUGAGACCCAGAGAGCUGAAAUCAUGAGGUUAAUGUCCCAGAGCUGGGAAGUGAUAGGGUCAGAAUUUGAACCCAGGCAGUUUGCAGACAACUGAAAUUAUUUCUUGUGCAGAUGGUAGUUUUUCUGUAACACUGAUUCUAGAUAUUUGUGACGGGAUUAAUCUAGUAGUUCUGUGUAAAUUUAGAGAUGCUAACCCUCUUCAGUUUGCUAAAAACACCCACAACUAGCUAACCCUAGAGUUCUGCUUAAAAAACACCUCUGUGUUUGGGUUGUCAUGACCUGCUUCCUACUGCCACCUUAUUUGAUUCAUCUUUGCAAUGAGGAAAUCGUUAUUCAAGGUCGCAACAAUAACAAGGGACUGCCUCAGUCUACGAUUUCUUUUGAUGGAAUCUAUGCAAAUAUGAGGAUGGUUCAUAUACUUACAUCAGUUGUUGGAUCCAAAUGUGAAGUACAAGUGAAAAACGGAGGUAUAUAUGAAGGAGUUUUUAAAACAUACAGUCCUAAGUGUGAUUUGGUACUUGAUGCUGCACAUGAGAAAAGUACAGAAUCCAGUUCAGGACCAAAACGUGAAGAAAUAAUGGAGAGUAUUUUGUUUAAGUGUUCAGACUUUGUUGUGGUACAGUUUAAAGACAUGGACUCCAGUUAUGCAAGAAGAGAUGCUUUUACGGACUCUGCCAUCAGCGCUAAGGUGAAUGGUGAGCACAGAGAGAAGGACCUGGAGCCCUGGGACGCGGGGGAGCUUGCGGCCAGUGCAGAGCUAGAAGCUCUGGAAAACGAUGUGUCUAAUGGAUGGGAUCCCAAUGAUAUGUUUCGAUAUAAUGAAGAAAAUUAUGGUGUAGUGUCUACAUAUGAUAGCAGUUUAUCUUCAUAUACGGUGCCCUUAGAAAGGGAUAACUCGGAAGAAUUUUUAAAACGAGAAGCAAGAGCAAACCAAUUAGCAGAAGAAAUUGAAUCAAGUGCCCAGUACAAAGCCCGGGCAGCCCUGGAAAACGAUGAGAGGAGCGAAGAAGAAAAGUACACGGCGGUCCAGAGACACCCCAGUGAGCGCGAGGGCCACGGCGUCAGCACCAGGGAAAAUAAAUAUAUUCCUCCUGGACAAAGAAAUAGAGAAGUCAUAUCCUGGGGAAGUGGGAGACAGAAUUCACCACGUAUGGGCCAGCCUGGAUCGGGCUCCAUGCCGGCAAGAUCCACCUCUCACACUUCAGAUUUCAAUCCGAAUUCUGGUUCAGACCAAAGAGUAGUUAAUGGAGGUGUUCCCUGGCCAUCGCCUUGCCCAUCUCCUUCCUCUCGCCCACCUUCUCGCUACCAGUCAGGUCCCAACUCUCUUCCACCUCGGGCAGCCACCCCUACACGGCCGCCCUCCAGGCCCCCCUCGCGGCCAUCCAGACCCCCGUCUCACCCCUCUGCUCAUGGUUCUCCAGCUCCUGUCUCUACUAUGCCUAAACGCAUGUCUUCAGAAGGGCCUCCAAGGAUGUCCCCAAAGGCCCAGCGACACCCUCGAAACCACAGAGUUUCUGCUGGAAGGGGUUCCAUUUCCAGUGGUCUAGAAUUUGUAUCCCAUACCCCACCAAGUGAAGCAGCUGCUCCUCCAGCAGCAAGGACCAGUCCCGCGGGGGGCACGUGGUCAUCAGUGGUCAGCGGGGUUCCAAGAUUAUCCCCCAAAACUCACAGACCCAGGUCUCCCAGACAAACCAGUAUUGGAAAUACUCCUAGUGGACCAGUUCUUGCUUCCCCCCAAGCUGGGAUCAUUCCGGCUGAAGCUGUUGUGAUGCCUGUUCCAGCUGCAUCUCCUACACCUGCCAGUCCUGCAUCCAACAGAGCUGUUACCCCAUCUACUGAGGCUAAGGAUUCCAGGCUUCACGAUCAGAGGCAGAACUCUCCUGCAGGGAGUAAAGAAAACAUGAAGCCCAAUGAGACAUCACCUGGCUUCUCAAAAGUUGAAAAUAAAGGUAUAUCACCAAUUGUUUCCGAGCAUAGAAAACAGAUUGAUGAUUUAAAGAAAUUUAAGAAUGAUUUUAGGUUACAGCCAAGUUCUACUUCUGAAUCUAUGGAUCAACUGCUAAACAAAAGUAGAGAGGGAGAGAAAUCAAGAGAUUUGAUCAAGGACAAAAUUGAACCAAAUGCUAAGGAUUCUUUCCUUGAAAAUAGCAGCAGCAACUGCACCAGUGGCAGCAGCAAGCCGAACAGCCCCAGCAUUUCCCCCUCAAUCCUCACUAAUACAGAGCACAAGAGGGGGCCUGAGGUCACAUCCCAAGGGGUUCAGACCUCCAGCCCGGGAUGCAAACAGGACAAAGAGGAGAAAGAGGAGAAAAGAGACGCAGCUGAGCAAGUGAGGAAAUCAACAUUGAAUCCCAAUGCAAAGGAGUUCAACCCUCGGUCUUUUUCUCAGCCAAAGCCUUCUACCACCCCAACUUCGCCUCGUCCUCAAGCACAGCCUAGCCCAUCUAUGGUGGGCCAUCAGCAGCCAACCCCAGUUUAUACUCAGCCCGUUUGUUUUGCACCAAAUAUGAUGUAUCCAGUCCCUGUGAGCCCAGGCGUGCAACCUUUAUACCCUAUACCUAUGACGCCCAUGCCAGUGAACCAAGCCAAGACCUAUAGAGCAGGUAAAGUACCAAAUAUGCCCCAGCAGCGGCAAGACCAGCAUCAUCAGAGCACCAUGAUGCACCCCGCCUCGGCAGCAGGCCCCCCGAUCGUGGCUACCCCGCCAGCUUACUCCACACAGUACGUUGCCUAUAGUCCUCAGCAGUUUCCAAACCAGCCUCUUGUUCAGCACGUGCCACAUUACCAGUCACAGCACCCUCAUGUCUACAGCCCUGUGAUUCAGGGCAAUGCCAGGAUGAUGGCACCCGCAGCACACGCCCAGCCCGGCCUUGUGUCGUCUUCCGCGGCUCAGUACGGGGCUCACGAGCAGACGCACGCGAUGUAUGCAUGUCCCAAAUUACCAUACAACAAGGAGACAAGCCCUUCUUUCUACUUUGCCAUUUCCACUGGCUCCCUUGCUCAGCAGUACGCGCACCCUAAUGCUACCCUGCACCCACAUACUCCACAUCCUCAGCCUUCGGCCACCCCCACCGGACAGCAGCAAAGCCAGCAUGGUGGAAGUCACCCUGCGCCCAGCCCCGUUCAGCACCAUCAGCACCAGGCCGCCCAGGCCCUCCAUCUGGCCAGCCCGCAGCAGCAGUCAGCCAUCUACCACGCGGGGCUUGCGCCCACCCCCCCAUCCAUGACACCUGCCUCCAACACGCAGUCGCCACAGAAUAGUUUCCCAGCAGCACAACAGACCGUCUUCACGAUUCACCCUUCUCAUGUUCAGCCGGCCUACACCAACCCACCCCACAUGGCCCACGUACCUCAGGCUCAUGUACAGUCAGGAAUGGUUCCUUCUCAUCCAACUGCCCAUGCGCCAAUGAUGCUAAUGACGACACAGCCACCCGGCGGUCCCCAGGCCGCCCUCGCUCAAAGUGCACUACAGCCCAUUCCAGUCUCGACAACAGCGCAUUUCCCCUAUAUGACGCACCCUUCAGUACAAGCCCACCACCAACAGCAGUUGUAAGGCUGCCCUGGAGGAACCGAAAGGCCAAAUUCCCUCCUCCCUUCUACUGCUUCUACCAACUGGAAGCACAGAAAACUAGAAUUUCAUUUAUUUUGUUUUUAAAAAAUAUAUGUUGAUUUCUUGUAACAUCCAAUAGGAAUGCUAACAGUUCAUUGCAGUGGAAGAUAUUGGACCGAGUAGAGGCAUUUAGGAACUUGGGGGCUGUUCAUAAUCCACACGCUGUUUCAGAGCCCCGCAGGUACCCCUCUGCUUGCUGAAACUGGAAGUUAUUUAUUUUUAAUGACCCUCAAAAGUCACGAACACAUCAGCUAGCAAAAGUAACAAGAGUGAUUCUUGCUGCUAUUACUGCUAAAAAAAAAAAAAAA